UCUUUCUUCUCUCCUUCCCUCCCCGUGCUUCCUCUGCUUUACUAAGUUCGGUUCCGAUGGCGUUUAUCGCUGUUUUCGUUUCUGCGACGAAGCUCGCCGGAUUAUUGUUCACAUUCACUGUCGCUGCGAACGCUUUCUCCUAUUCACGGUAUCGGAGGAAAAAUUUAAGACCGUUCAAGUCACCUCUCGAUGAAUCGUCUGACGUUCUUGCCGAUUUCAAUGUUAAUCCGAGCAACGAGGACGAAAAUGAGUUCUUCUUUGGAUUGGCGACGGCACCAGCUCAUGUUGAGGAUAGGCUAAAUGAUGCUUGGUUGCAGUUCGCAGAGGGCCACCCCCAUGACAAGUUGGAACCUACACAUAAACUGCAACUAGCAGACGGAUUAAUGGCUUCUGCUACUGCUGAUGGCAGCUCUCAGCAAGCAUCAUCAUCUGUGAAGGAGUCUGAAGGGUUAAAUAAGAAGAAGAAACUUCUUAAGAUAGCCAUGGAGGCAAUGAUCAGAGGAUAUGAAAAGUACUCAGAAGAUGAAGAACUUGAAACAAGCACUGAGUGCAGCCAUAAUGUUGCAGCUUGGCACAAUGUGCCCCACCCGGAGGAGAGACUGAGGUUUUGGUCUGAUCCUGAUGUUGAAUUAAAUCUAGCUAGAGAUACUGGUGUCAGUGUUUUUCGGAUGGGAAUAGAUUGGACUAGGAUCAUGCCUGAAGAGCCAGUAAAUGGGCUUAAAGAAAGUGUUAACUAUGCUGCACUUGAGCGAUAUAAAUGGAUCAUUCAGAGGAUUCGUUCCCGUGGAAUGAAGGUUAUGCUGACUUUGUUCCAUCACUCACUACCACCAUGGGCUGGAGAAUAUGGGGGAUGGAAGAUAGAAAAAACUGUUAAUUAUUUCAUGGAUUUUACAAGACUUGUUGUUGACAGUGUGUCAGAGCUGGUUGACUACUGGAUAACUUUUAAUGAGCCUCAUGUCUUUUGCAUGCUGACUUAUUGUGCUGGGGCUUGGCCUGGUGGUAAUCCUGAUAUGCUAGAGGUUGCAACUUCUGCUCUGCCAACUGGUGUCUUUAAACAAGCAAUGGACUGGAUGGCUGUUGCGCAUGCAAAGGCCUAUGAUUAUAUCCAGAGACAAAGCAAAGCCUCUUCAAAAGUAAUUGUUGGAGUAGCACAUCAUGUCUCAUUCAUGCGACCAUAUGGUCUUUUUGACGUCGCUGCUGUUUCAAUAGCAAACUCCUUGACCCUUUUUCCAUUCAUCGAUAGUAUCUGUGACAAGCUGGAUUUCAUAGGCAUAAACUACUAUGGACAGGAAGUGGUUUGUGGUGCUGGGCUAAAACUUGUAGAGAAUGAUGAAUAUAGUGAAUCUGGACGCGGUGUCUACCCUGAUGGCUUGUUUAGGAUGCUUCUUCAGUUUCAUGAGAGAUACAAACACCUAAAAUUACCUUUCAUCAUAACUGAAAAUGGGGUCUCUGAUGGGACAGACGUGAUCAGAAGGCCUUAUAUUGUAGAGCAUUUGCUGGCUGUAUAUGCUGCCAUGAUCAUGGGUGUUCCAGUGCUUGGUUACCUGUUCUGGACUAUUUCAGAUAAUUGGGAGUGGGCUGAUGGAUAUGGUCCAAAGUUUGGACUAGUAGCAGUUGACCGGGCCAAUAAUCUUGCACGUAUUCCACGCCCUUCAUACUAUUUGUUUUCUAAGGUGGUGACAACGGGUAAAGUUACUAGGCAAGAUAGAAUGCGUGCAUGGAGUGAGCUCCAAAGAGCUGCUAAAGAGAAGAGAACAAGGCCAUUUUACCGGAAGGUUGACAAACAUAGUCUAAUGUACGCAGGGGGCCUUGAUAAACCCAUAUGGCGACCUUAUAUCCAACGAGAUUGGCGGUUUGGGCAUUAUGAGAUGGAUGGUCUACAGGACUCAAUGAGCCGGUUAUCGAGAUUUAUUCUCCGACCUUUCUUUCUGAAAUGGAGGAUAAGACCUGAAGCUAAUGAUGCUGAUUUGGUUCUUCAGCCACUUGAAGUUAGCCUCUGAGACCACAUUUAUACGUUAAGCUAUUUCAUCCGAAGCUAAGUCUUCUUCUAAAAUUUGUCGGCCAUCUGCAUUUGUCAUUACAGUUUUUAUUUUUUCAAGGCUCAAUACGUGGUGCCUCAAACGCUAAAAAUUUCCUAGUAUUGCAUGUCCAGAAAUAUGUUGCUCCUUCUAUAGCCCAAAAUGGGGAUGGAGUGUAAUCAAACUUAGCAGCUUAUUGUCACUGAGUGGUCAUGAUUUAGGAACUCAUGCAACUCCAAUGUAUUAUGUACCCUCACACUGUUGUAUUAUUGACAGUCAAUUAUGGAAGGUAUAUGAAGAAUGAACCAUCACACAAAAUUUGCAUGUGAAUGUUGAAGGAGAAGGGGGCUUUAGGUCUGUAAAAAUAUUGUAUAGGGUGCUAUUAGCUCACUAUACGAUCACCAUGAAAAGAUUCAGCAAUUUGGGUUUUAA
Molecule: messenger RNA, 2450 nt
Organism: Nelumbo nucifera (sacred lotus)
Lineage: Eukaryota; Viridiplantae; Streptophyta; Magnoliopsida; Proteales; Nelumbonaceae
Gene: SFR2
Product: Glycosyl hydrolase superfamily protein
Biological process (GO): carbohydrate metabolic process
Molecular function (GO): beta-glucosidase activity
Source: RefSeq, a predicted model, not a curated record